Fusarium coffeatum is the source of this 639-nucleotide messenger RNA. RefSeq lists its product as uncharacterized. The transcript has a single exon. The record is from RefSeq and is a predicted model, not a curated record. The coding region runs from base 1 to 639 and encodes 212 amino acids. Gene Ontology annotation, cellular component: mitochondrion. Lineage: Eukaryota; Fungi; Ascomycota; Sordariomycetes; Hypocreales; Nectriaceae.
AUGGCUCCAUCCGCUCGGCCCGGUCUUCUAUGGGAUACCCGUCCCUUUAAUCAAGGGCCUCUUUGGGAAUACGAGCCCGUACUCGAAGAUGUUGCUGCACUCUGUCGGGAAAAGCUGAACGUCCGUCCAGAUGAGUGCGACAUUUCUUUCCUAGGCGAAGGUUGUAACAACAAAGUCUAUCUUGUCGAAAUCAACGACGAGAAGAAGUACGUCAUGAGGGUCUCGCUCGCUGUUGAUCCCAAGUACAAGACAGCAGGCGAGGUCUCCACUAUCGAGUGGCUCCAGCUUCAUACUAAGGUGCCUGUGCCCAAGGUCAUCAGCUUCAAUGAUUCCAACAAGAACAGCAUCGGGUUCGAAUGGAUUCUGAUGGACUAUAUGCCAGAGCAGUCUGCCUUCUAUAGGUGGCGCAAAAUGUCAAUGGAUGAGAAGAUCACUGUUACCAAGGAUGUCGCAGACUGCCUUAUGGAUAUGGUCACGAAGUCGAAUUUCAACGGCAUCGGCACUCUGCAAGGGCCAGCACCUCACCGCCCGGGUCGCAUCGUCGACAUGGACCUUUGCUACAACGAUCACUACAACCUUGAUAUCCCGCGACUAUUUCCUGACCCUCAUCGAGAUAACCAUCCCGGAUUGGGACGCUGA